Messenger RNA from Cydia fagiglandana, 2329 nucleotides. RefSeq lists its product as uncharacterized. NCBI's taxonomy places the organism in Eukaryota, Metazoa, Arthropoda, Insecta, Lepidoptera, Tortricidae. The transcript has 8 exons. The record is from RefSeq and is a predicted model, not a curated record. Bases 116 to 1243 code for a protein of 375 amino acids.
AGAAAAGAGAACAUCUGUCAUGUGUUUAUGCGAUAUGUCUGAUUUUUCUACGACACAUUUUCGAACAAUUAUCGAAUUUCUUGUGCUAGUAAGUGAAUAAACGAUCGAUGUGAAAAUGGCGCUAUGUUUGCGCACGUUUUCCCACAAAAUCUCACCUAUAAACGGUAUUGUUUCCACAAAAAAUCAUUCCAGCCGAUUGUCUAGAAAAAUCCCCGUGCGGGCACAAUUUCUGGAAGAUUUCCUCCAUCGCCGGCGCAUCUCGAGCUGUCCAGUGCCGUCAAGAUGUGCCGUGGACUCGAACAUAGACAAUGUUUACAUUCACGAACUGACCACGGCGACUUCGCUUCGAGGUUACCGCGAGGAGCGGCCGGACCGGGAUGUGUACAACCGACUAAGCUGCUAUAAAGACGGCAUAGCCGUGAGGUCUUUGGGGCUGACCUCGGACGACUAUGUGGAGAAGACCUUACCUUUUGAGUUUAAUGACACACAUAAUAGUAUUAGAAAUAUAGAUUUAUCCAAAUUUGAAGAUAUAGAGUCACUGCAACCAACUUGCCUCUCCGCCUUUGAGUACAAUGCCGUGUACAGCACGGGAGGCACACCAGCACCCGCACCCUCUGAAAAAGACAGAGAAGGGAAGCCCAGUGAGGAGCAGCUCGCCAAGGUGUUCCAUGUGCUGUCGGAGACUAUGCCCAAGCUCUUUAUCAAGCCACUGGACUACUCCAUAUACCAUCCCAAUCUGAUCUUUGUCAACAACAUCAGAGGAAUGACCACUGUUGGUCUAAUACACUAUGUGAAACAAAUCGCGCUGCUUCGCACCGUGGGGCAUCUCAAGUUCGCGUACGUGCGCUUCGAAGUGAUGAAGAUCACCCAGCACCCGGAGGACUCUAGUAUCAAGAUGAGGUGGCGGGUGCGCGGCAUCUCCGGGUUCAAAGUGUUCUUCAUGUUCUGGAAGUACAAGCUGUGGAAUAUGAAGGAGGCAUUCGCUGAUCAGGAGCUAUGGUAUGACGGUUUCUCCACAUUCUACGUCGGAGGCGACGGGCUCGUCCAGAAACAUGUUGCUGAUAAGGUAAUGCCAGACCAGGACACGAUAAUAGACGACGAAGAGAAAGCGCCAAUAGCAGCCAAGAUCGCCCUCCUCAUAGGGCUCAUACCACGCAACUAUCUAUCAGACGUAUCCCCAUACUUCACGGCGUCGCCCGGCACUGAUGAACUCACUGCGCUGCCUUUCAAGACGGUCGAGUAAUAUUAAUAUAUAGCUAUAUAAAUGGCUAUUAGUUUAUCAAAGUAGGCAAAUUAAGCUACAUCUCAAAAUAUUAGAGUAGAUUGCGCUGGCCAUUUUAACCCUUAAGUCCAUAGCGGCAACAUACUUCUGUACAAUAAUUAUAAAUCGAAAAACUAAAAAUCGAAUAACUAAAAAUAAUGUCAUAUGGUUUAAGGGUUAAACCGAAUGAGUUUGGCCCAUUCGAGAUGUAUUCAUAAUUGUUUUCCAUAGUAUUUUUUCGGAAGCUUUCGUAUGUCACACUACUUCAGUCAACCUCAGUACUUUUUGAACAGAGACUGACUGAUAUGGCAAGACACGUUCGUACGUUUCCGUGAUAAUACGAUGGAAAAUAAUGAAUGCACUACAUCUUUAGCUGCUAAUGCUAAACACUAGCGGGCUGCCGGGUAAAUAUGGCAGGCCUUCACAUUGGGGCCUGUUUACACAUUCAAUGUGUAAACAUUUUGAAUGCCAGCUACACUUAACCCGCAUCCAUACUUACCUGUCUCACCUGAAGUCUUAGUGAACACAUCAAAUGUCAAAGUACUUAUAUUUAUUUGGUCAAAUAACAGUAGAGCAAGGGCCCAUUUCUGAAAUGGCAUUUCCAAACAGCAUAGUAUUAUUUGUGCCCGUUUUUGAAAUGUCAACUGGUAUAUUAUCAUAACACUGUGGCUUAAUCCAUGAAGUAAAUUUUGCCGCUAAAUGUGUCACGUUUCGUAUUUUUAUGUAUAAAUACUAUUGUUAAAAGCUUGUUUUAUUGUUUAAAUUAAAGUGACUCUUAUUGGGUCUGUUAUAAAGACUAAUUUUAAUAAGAUUCUAAACGAGCUGACUUGUUAUUCGGUAUUUAAAUAAUAUUACGAACAAAAUAUCUCUUUGUAUAAUAUAUCUAGUAUUCCGAUUCGUAUACCCACAAACAUUUGUGAUAGUUUUUCAUAAUUAAUAACUGUAAAUCAUUGUAGCUAUCUAAAUCACACUGUAAUAUACUGUUUUUUAUUUAUUUAUUAGAACAUACAGGUUGUUUUAAUGAUACUCUGACAUUUACCUUUCUCAAGUAAAUUGAAAUAUUUGAAA